Eptesicus fuscus (big brown bat) is the source of this 3483-nucleotide messenger RNA. RefSeq names its product TBC1 domain containing kinase (gene TBCK). The transcript is spliced from 26 exons. NCBI's taxonomy places the organism in Eukaryota, Metazoa, Chordata, Mammalia, Chiroptera, Vespertilionidae. The record is from RefSeq and is a predicted model, not a curated record. Bases 314 to 2992 code for a protein of 892 amino acids. Gene Ontology annotation, molecular function: protein kinase activity; ATP binding. Gene Ontology annotation, biological process: protein phosphorylation.
GGGCCCAGUGGAGGGUGUGGGGAGACGGGGACCUGUCAGUGUGAGGGACGGGCUCGCGCUUCGCCCGGGUUCUGAGCCGGGGGCCUCCGCCGACCUUGCACGCAGGCAACGGACCGUCGGAGCUGCGGGCGCUCCGGGGGCGGCCCCGUUUGUAGCGGCACCUGAGAUGCAGGGUCCGGUGCACUAAGCAGUAGCGGCGGCACCAGCCACAGAGGCAGCCCUGGGACCCUGUGUAGAAGCUCCAUUCCCUAGUCUUUGUGUGCGCCUGCGUCCCCAGCCUCUGAGAUUAUCUUGGAAGAUCUAGGACUCGGAGAUGUUUCCCUUGAAGGAUGUUGAAAUGGGUGCCUUUACCUUCUUUGCCUCUGCUCUACCACAUGAUGUUUGUGGAAGCAACGGGCUUCCUCUCACACCAAAUUCCAUCAAAAUUUUAGGGCGCUUUCAAAUCCUUAAGACCAUCACCCAUCCAAGACUGUGCCAAUAUGUGGAUAUUUCUAGGGGAAAACAUGAGAGACUGGUGGUAGUGGCUGAACACUGUGAACAGAGCCUAGAAGACUUACUCCGAGAAAGGAAACCUGUGAGCUAUUCAAAGGUUUUGUGCAUAGCAUAUGAGGUACUCCAGGGCUUGCAGUAUAUGAACAAACAUGGUAUAGUACAUCGGGCGCUGUCUCCUCAUAAUAUCCUUUUGGACCGAAAGGGACAUGUUAAAUUGGCUAAAUUUGGACUUUAUCACAUGACAGCUCAUGGUGAUGAUGUUGAUUUUCCAAUUGGGUACCCAUCAUACUUGGCACCUGAGGUAAUUGCACAAGGAAUUUCCAAAACCACUGAUCAUGUGCCAAGUGAAAAACCAUUGCCUUCUGGCCCCAAAUCAGAUGUAUGGUCUCUAGGAAUCAUUUUAUUUGAGCUUUGUGUGGGAAGAAAAUUAUUUCAGAGCUUGGAUGUUUCUGAAAGACUAAAAUUUUUGCUUACAUUGGACUGCGUUGAUGACACUAUAGUAGUUCUGGCUGAAGAACAUGGUUGCCUGGACAUUAUAAAGGAGCUUCCUGAAAAUGUGAUAGAUCUUUUGAAGAAAUGUCUCACCUUCCACCCUUCCAAGAGGCCAACCCCAGAUGAGUUAAUGCAGGACAAGGUGUUCAGUGAAGUGUCAUCUUUAUACACCCCAUUUACAAAACCUGUCAGUUUGUUUUCAUCUUCUCUGAGAUGUGCUGAUUUAACUCUGCCUGAGGAUAUCAGUCAGCUGUGUAAAGAUAUAAACAGUGAUUACCUGGCAGAAAGAUCAAUUGAGGAAGUGUAUUACCUUUGGUGUUUAGCUGGAGGUGACUUGGAGAAAGAGCUUGUCAACAAGGAAAUCAUUCGAUCCAAACCACCUAUCUGCACACUCCCCAAUUUUCUCUUUGAAGAUGGUGAAAGCUUUGGACAAGGUCGUGAUAGAAGCUCACUCUUGGAUGAUACUACUGUGACAUUGUCAUUAUGCCAGCUAAGAAAUAGAUUAAAAGAUGUUGGUGGAGAAGCAUUUUACCCACUACUUGAAGAUGACCAGUCUAAUUUACCUCAUUCAAACAGCAGUAAUGAGUUAUCUGCUGCUGCCACGCUGCCUUUAAUCAUCCGAGAGAGGGACACAGAGUACCAGCUUAACAGAAUCAUUCUCUUUGACAGGCUGCUAAAGGCUUAUCCAUAUAAAAAAAAUCAAAUCUGGAAAGAAGCAAGAGUUGACAUUCCUCCACUUAUGAGAGGUUUAACCUGGGCUGCUCUUCUGGGAGUUGAGGGGGCUAUUCAUGCCAAGUAUGAUGCAAUUGAUAAAGAUACUCCAAUUCCUACAGAUAGACAAAUUGAAGUGGAUAUUCCUCGUUGUCAUCAGUAUGAUGAGCUGUUAUCAUCACCAGAAGGUCAUGCAAAAUUUAGGCGUGUAUUAAAAGCCUGGGUAGUAUCCCAUCCUGAUCUUGUGUAUUGGCAAGGUCUUGACUCACUUUGUGCUCCAUUCCUAUAUUUAAAUUUCAAUAAUGAAGCCUUGGCGUAUGCGUGUAUGUCUGCUUUUAUUCCCAAAUACCUGUAUAACUUCUUCUUGAAAGACAACUCACAUGUAAUACAAGAGUAUUUGACUGUGUUCUCUCAGAUGAUUGCAUUCCAUGAUCCUGAGCUGAGUAAUCAUCUCAAUGAGAUUGGAUUUAUUCCAGAUCUCUAUGCCAUCCCUUGGUUUCUUACCAUGUUUACUCAUGUAUUUCCACUGCACAAAAUUUUUCACCUCUGGGAUACCUUGCUACUUGGAAAUUCCUCUUUCCCGUUCUGUAUCGGAGUAGCAAUUCUUCAGCAGCUGCGGGACCGGCUUUUGGCCAAUGGCUUUAAUGAGUGCAUUCUUCUCUUCUCUGAUUUACCAGAAAUUGACAUUGAACGUUGUGUUCGAGAAUCAAUCAACCUGUUUUGUUGGACUCCUAAAAGUGCUACUUACAGACAGCAUGCUCAGCUUCCAAAGCCAACUUCUGAUAAUAGUGGAGUCAGAAGUUCAACAUCUUAUUUCUCGGAGUGUCCAGAUACUCCAAAAACAGAUCUGUCAAGAGAAUCCAUCCCAUUAAAUGACCUAAAGUCAGAAGUUUCUCCCCGGAUUUCAGCAGAGGACCUGAUUGACUUGUGUGAGCUCACAGUGACAGGCCACUUCAAAACACCCACCAAGAAGACCAAGUCCAGUAAACCGAAGCUCCUGGUGGUUGACAUCCGGAAUAGCGAAGAUUUUAUUCGGGGUCACAUUUCAGGCAGCAUCAACAUUCCAUUCAGCACUGCAUUCACCGCGGAAGGGGAACUUACCCAGGGCCCUCACACCGCUGUGCUCCAAAGCUUCAAAGGAAAGGUCAUUGUCAUCGUGGGGAAUUCUGCAAAGUACACAGCAGAGUUUGCAGCACAUCUUGUGAAGAUGAAAUAUCCAAGGAUCUGUAUUCUAGAUGGUGGCAUUAAUAAGAUCAAGCCAACAGGCCUCCUCACCGUCCCCUCUCCUCAAAUAUGAAGAACCAAGAGGAUGACUGUCAAAGGGACGGAGGGGCAUCAGCUCCCAGCAGCACAGCUCCUCACAGCCUCGCCGCUCUAAGACAGAAGUCGGCUUCCGGAGUGUUCCAUUUCCAUAGUGUUGUCAUGGACUUUUUUUUUUAAAUCUCAUGACCCAGAUGUUCAACUACCCAGCAACAAACUUGACUAUACAUGUGUUGUUGAAAGAAUUUUCUUAACAGUGAAAUCUGAUCAUGUAUUUUUAGCACAUUGCGACAAUAAGCCAGAGGAAUUCAGCUGACAAGGCAGAUUGGGCAUUAUCAAGAAAUCUUACUUGCACUGAAAAAGCUGUCUCCCUUUGCACUGAACAGACAGCCCUAACAAAGGCAUUUGGAAAUAUAGAUUGAAUGUGAGCUGAAAUCAUCGUUCCAUGGUAAUGAAAAGUGAAAGGCUAUUCAUAAUGCAUUCCUUAUAAAUAAAUGCUGCAUUUGGUAACUCGUUUUUGGCCCAGAC